Salvelinus sp. IW2-2015 is the source of this 794-nucleotide messenger RNA. Its product is annotated as eukaryotic translation initiation factor 1b. The record is from RefSeq and is a predicted model, not a curated record. Gene Ontology annotation, molecular function: translation initiation factor activity; RNA binding; ribosomal small subunit binding. Gene Ontology annotation, cellular component: eukaryotic 43S preinitiation complex. Gene Ontology annotation, biological process: translational initiation. NCBI's taxonomy places the organism in Eukaryota, Metazoa, Chordata, Actinopteri, Salmoniformes, Salmonidae.
UUUGCAAGCUAAACAAUCUCCAUUUUGUGAGAGUCUUUCAGCUGACUAAAACGUCGUCCCAGUGAAAAGGAAGAUUUAAAGAAAGAAAAACAAAUUAAGCAGACCAGUCUAUCGCUAACCAGUUAUUAUCCGAAAGGAAAGGAAAUCUUAUCGUAUGUCCGCUAUCCAGAACCUCCAAACUUUCGACCCAUUUGCUGAUGCAACUAAGGGUAAUGACAGGCUCCCAUCUGGGACUGACGACUACAUCCACAUAAGAAUCCAGCAGCGUAACGGCAGGAAGACUCUGACCACGGUCCAGGGCAUAGCCACCGACUAUGAUAAGAAGAAGCUAGUCAAGGCCUUUAAGAAGAAAUUUGCCUGCAAUGGUACAGUGAUUGAGCACCCAGAGUAUGGGGAAGUGAUUCAGCUGCAAGGUGACCAGCGCAAGAAUAUCUGCACAUUUCUGAUUGAGAUUGGCCUGGCGAAAGAGGAGCAGCUCAAGGUCCACGGAUUCUAGAAGCUCUCAGCAGCCCCCUCUCCCCUGGUUGUGAUACUUCUCUCCCCCGUGCUGCAAUCACCGCAUCCCCCUUUAAGAUAAUGAAUACCUCUGAAUUGAGACUUUUUACUACCAGUUUAACUCUCCCCUCAUACGGGAGCAGUCCAGUGCAAACAUGGACAAACGGCUUGACAGAUGUGGGAUGAGUGGUGAUUUAGUUUUUUUCCUUACAUUUUUUAGUUUGCUGUGUGACGGCACAAUUCCAUGUAACUCUUUUUGUUUUGUACAAGUUUCAAUAAAAUGAUCAACCGCCACCUCA